AUGCGCAGGGCAGCUCCACCUCGGGAGGCGGGCCGAGAGGCUGCGCUGCUGCCCUCGAGCCCACGCUGGCAAAAGAACCCCUUCCUCCUACAGACCGAUCCCCAAACAGGAGUUCCCAGGCAUAGAUACGAUCGUCUUUCACGUGUAGUGAGGGCGCAGCUUCGACUCGUUGGUCCCCUCCGGAGACUCAGAGAUCCAGAAACCAGCCUCCUGAAAUCGCACCAGGGUGUGAUGGAGACCAUCAGUCCCUCAGGGGCUCUCUUCAAAUUCCUUGUUUCCUUCCUCCUCCUUAACAUACCCACUCAGGCCUCAGGGAGUUUCUUAGUGUUUGGACCUACAGCACCUGUCCAGACUUCAGUGGGAGGAGAGGCAGUAUUAUCAUGUCACCUGUCCCCCGCUCAGAAUGCCGAGGAUAUGAAAGUGAUCUGGUUAAAAUCCCAGGAUGUAGUGCAUCACUAUCAAGGUAGAGAGGAUCAUUCGGAAGACCAGACACCUAAUUUCCAAGGGAGGACUGAGCUGUUGAAAGAUGCCAUCACUGCGGGGAAUGUCACACUGAGGAUAUGGAAUGUGAAAUCUUCAGAUGCAGGACAGUAUAAGUGUUUAUUUAGUGAUUCUUCUCACUCAGCAGAAGCAUUCAUGGAGCUGAAGGUCAUUGAGGCACCAACCCUAUUUGAGACCUAUCCUGUCUGGUGGAGUGUGAUUGGCAUCCUGGCAUUGGGACAGCUCAGCAUCCUCUUUUACUACAGCUGGAAAACCUACCAGUUCAGAGAGAAUUUCCUAGUCAGUUGGACUCAUAAGGUGGGAGUGGUGAUCCCGGCAGUUUUUUGGUGUUUGCUGAUGAGUUUUCUCAUUUACUACAUUGUGAAUAUGUCUGGCUGUAGAGGCACGGAAGACCUGGAUGAGUGGGUUCAGACAGAUCAGGUGUAUUUGGGGCUGUUGACAUUCCUUCCGCUACUGCCAACACUCCUGUUUGUGGCUGUUGAUUUCCAUGGCAAGCGCAAGGCAAGAGGAAACACUGCUCGAAGACAACCCUCAGAAAACGUUCCCCUGGGCACAAGAAGAUGAAAUUAAUAAGAAGCAGCAACAGCCACAGACUUCAUGACUCAGCCAUUCCAUUAUCCUAUUGGAGAGGAUUUAGUUCCCUUUCCUGUCUCCAUCAUCCCAUCCUAGAUUCUCCUCACUCCCAUCCUUUUCACACAUCCACAUGCCUUAUUGUUUUUUUUUUUAUUUACUAUCUCAUUUUUCC
Messenger RNA from Vombatus ursinus (common wombat), 1246 nucleotides. RefSeq lists its product as uncharacterized. Gene Ontology annotation, cellular component: external side of plasma membrane. Gene Ontology annotation, biological process: regulation of cytokine production; T cell receptor signaling pathway. The record is from RefSeq and is a predicted model, not a curated record. Gene Ontology annotation, molecular function: signaling receptor binding. Lineage: Eukaryota; Metazoa; Chordata; Mammalia; Diprotodontia; Vombatidae. The coding region runs from base 1 to 1065 and encodes 354 amino acids. The transcript has 9 exons.